AUUCUGUAGUUUUUGGUAAUGACAGCUGAUAUGUAACUUUGUAAUAAUUUUUGUAGCAAACUAGCAACCUGUAAUUAGAAUUUUAGUUUUUGAUCCUGAACUGUUUGUCGUGUAAAAUAUCAGUGUUAAAAUGCCUCGUUUUCAUACAGUUGAAAUAAAUAAGACGGAAUGGAUCGUACCGGAACGUUAUCAGAUGCUUACACCUGUAGGGUCAGGCGCGUACGGUCAAGUAUGUUCUGCUAUAGACAAGGUGCACGAUAUGAAAGUUGCAAUUAAGAAGUUAGCUCGGCCAUUUCAAUCUGCCGUACAUGCAAAACGAACUUACCGUGAACUUCGUAUGUUAAAACAUAUGAAUCACGAAAAUGUUAUUGGACUGCUGGAUGUCUUCACAUCAGAAAACAAUUUAGAAGAUUUUAAUCAAGUUUAUCUGGUUACUCAUUUGAUGGGAGCUGACCUAAACAAUAUUGUUCGAACACAAAAAUUGUCUGAUGAUCAUGUACAGUUCCUUGUGUAUCAAAUACUAAGAGGACUUAAGUACAUCCAUUCAGCAGGAAUAAUUCAUAGAGAUCUCAAACCAUCAAACAUUGCUGUCAAUGAAGACUGUGAAUUGAAGAUCCUAGACUUCGGCUUGGCUCGUCCCACUGAAACAGAAAUGACUGGUUAUGUGGCUACUAGAUGGUACAGAGCUCCUGAAAUUAUGCUUAAUUGGAUGCAUUAUAAUCAAACUGUUGAUAUAUGGUCUGUGGGUUGUAUUAUGGCUGAAUUACUAACCAGCAGGACACUCUUUCCUGGUACAGACCAUAUUGACCAUCUCACAAGAAUAUUAUUUUUAUGUGGGAAACCCGAUCAAGAGACUAUAGACAAAAUUUUAAGUGAAGAGGCUCGCAAUUACAUACAAUCGUUACCAACAUUAAAGCGCCGCGAUUUCCGUGAAGUGUUUCGUGGUGCGAAUCCCCUUGCGAUCAAUUUACUUGAGCUUAUGCUUGAGUUGGAUGCUGACAAACGUAUAACUGCCGAACAAGCGCUGGCGCAUGAAUACUUAACGCAGUACGCAGAUCCAAGCGAUGAGCCGGUGUCGGCACCCUAUGACCAGAGUUUUGAAGAUAUGGACUUGCCUGUCGAGAAAUGGAAGGAAUUGGUUUGGAAUGAAGUGGUAGAGUUCAAACCGCACCCGCAGCACAUGAAUACUGUAGUUGAGGUCAACCCUUAAUCAUUUUAGUUUUAUAUGCCGGGACCCUUGCACAUAACCUUUGAAAAAUGUUUUCUUAUAGAAAUAAAAAUAUAUUUUGCAUAAAUUGUACACCUACAAUUAGGUAUUGCUAGGACUUUUUGAAUGUUGUGUGUCAAAGGUCCCAAAUUCAAUUAUUAGCCUGUUUUAUUUACAUGCUAUUAAGUAUUAGAUAACAUUAUGUUUUGCUCAUACUUAUUAAUAUUUUAUAAUCAACUUUCCUCUAGUCUAGAAGGAAUACAUUUUUGUGAAGAGUAAAAACUAGUUUUACGCAUAGUGAUACAAGUAUUACGAAAAUGAUUUGUCAGUUUAUAAUUAUAACGGUGACAUUCAGAAACAAGAUUUACCGCCAAAUCUCAUUUCUAAAUCUUGCUUCGCCUCUUCCACGAUCUAGUAGAUUAAUUGGGUACUAUAUUGACAGUUUUAUUUUAUCGAAAAUCAACAAGAAAUGGUUGGUAAAUCUACUAAUGAUUAGAAUUAAAUAGUAUUUUUGAAAUUUUAUUUGGAGAUCAAUAAAGACGUCCUUAAAUUCUUUUUGGAUCGCGGUAAAAGUUAGUGUUUAAGAAUCGUGUAUGACAUGAUCUUUAUUCUUAUGCUACGUAUCUUAAGUUUAACCGCAGCUAUUUCGUAAAAAAUAAGUGAGCCUAAAACGGGUGCUUAUAUUUAACCAAUUAGACUAAGAAAACUUUACGGUGUAUAAAUGUAUUUUAUAAAAGUUCAACCUACAACAGACAGCAAAAAUCACGCAUGACGCAACGCCAUAAAUACAUCAAUACGUAUUACUAAUCUAUUUGUUUUCAGUAUUCUUAUAAAUUAUUAUUAUUUAUUCCAUGUAUAUUUACAGUUUGAAUCUUUAACUCAUGAUUAAGAUGCCGUUUUAUUAUAAAUGAUAACAAUAAGCGAUAUAUGAAAUUAUAAAUUAACCAAAAUGAGUUGUUAAUAUAAAUUUAUAAUGUGUUUUACAAUUAUUUGCGGCAAUCAACGAUUUCUAGGUGGAAACAAAUCAGUCUUCAGUAAAGUUCUCAAUUUUUGAGAACAUGGCACGCGUAUCCAAAUUUAAUAAGAUAAUUGUCUAAAAAUUAUUUAGUAAUAUGUGUUAUAGUAGUGAUAUAUAUUUAAUUUCUGUAAGUAUUCCCUAUAAGAAUAACCUUGAGAAAAUAUAUUUACAUAUUUAAAACAGAA
Messenger RNA from Pieris rapae (cabbage white), 2410 nucleotides. It is a transcript of the gene P38mapk, whose product is annotated as mitogen-activated protein kinase p38b. The coding region runs from base 131 to 1210 and encodes 359 amino acids. Gene Ontology annotation, cellular component: cytoplasm; nucleus. The transcript is spliced from 9 exons. The record is from RefSeq and is a predicted model, not a curated record. Gene Ontology annotation, molecular function: MAP kinase activity; ATP binding. Gene Ontology annotation, biological process: intracellular signal transduction; protein phosphorylation. NCBI's taxonomy places the organism in Eukaryota, Metazoa, Arthropoda, Insecta, Lepidoptera, Pieridae.